This is a messenger RNA of Oryctolagus cuniculus (rabbit), 914 nucleotides long. NCBI's taxonomy places the organism in Eukaryota, Metazoa, Chordata, Mammalia, Lagomorpha, Leporidae. The record is from RefSeq and is a predicted model, not a curated record.
GUGGUGCACCUGUGGGGCGGGGCUUAGGGCCCACAUCCGGGUGUUACCUCCGGCCGUGGGGAGGUUGUUGAAGCUCAGGCCGCCUCGGGAACUCGGGUCGGUGCUCAGUCCGCUCUCCUCCACGCUAGUCACGCUUGGUCCGUGCCGGUGCGCACGGGGGUUCCGCGUGGGAGCUCGCCGGGCUCACGGUCAUUAAAUCAGUCCAGUUUGUCGCUCGGGAAGGCCAGUUCUGCGGUCACCGCGUCUCUCGCCGUCGGGCACCGCACGGCAAUCCGGGAGGACUUCCCGGAAAUGGUGCCGCGGAGGCAGCGACCCUGGGCCGCCCUCGGCGUGCUGGCGGCUGAGGGGCCGUGGGAGGCGCCUCAGUAAAACGCUCCCGUUCCACAGGUGCGGGCCGCACGAAAGCCUCUGCGUGUUCAGUGUUUGAAAACGCGGAUCGGAGCUGUUUCUGAGGAGAAACAGUUGUUUUCGCAUCCUCCCCCAACCCAGGACACCCCGGUCUGAGAGCAGCAGCAGCAGCAUCAGGAUACACCCCAGUCGUCUCUGGGCCCUGAGAUCCAUGGCACUGCCUGUGCUAGGGCUGGGGCUCCUUGCUCAUGUUUUGCUGGACGUUAAGAAGGUUCCGGCGGCAGAGAGGCUGUGCGCCACAACCCCCUGUGUAUUGGAAUUCCCCAGAGAAUCGCCCGGCAGCUCCGUGAUCGUGGGCUCCUGGCUCAGUGGCAGCGCCGGCUCCCCUGUCGCCAUCAUCGGUGCCGAGGCCAGACUCCAGGGGACGGGGCAUCGCGAGGAACGAGACUGUACCCUGCUGGUCCGUGCCAUGCCCCAAGGCGACAGCCGGGCGUCCUUGCUCCACGCAGAUCCAGGAGGGCGUGGAAGUGCUUUCCCGAGGGCGCGCACGGAGCCGUCCCUGGCAG